GUUUUAGUCGUAGAGCGUGAAACGUUUUAGAAGCAUAAACUCUUGUAUGAGUUUGAUGUGAUUAGUGAACAUAAACAUGAAUGAUCAUAAGACUGAGCCGGAUAACAAUGUAUAAACAGUACACAGAAUUUCCAAAAGAAUGGAAAGAAGUUGGUAGAAGUUUAGGUGUCAAGGAAGUUUCUAAUGCAUAUGUCAGUGCAUUCCUGAAAAACAGGGCACCGCAUUCGAAACUCGAUGGUGUCAAAGAGAAAAUAUUUGAUUUGACCAGUAGCAUCGUGCCAAAAAAGAAAGAGAAGAUUAUUAAAAAGAAAAGUUACAUUGCAGAGAAAAUACGUAAAAUAAAAUUAGAUAAGAAGACUCAAUUCUCCUCGUUUGUCCCACUACACGAAUUAUGGAAGCAAUACAUGGACGAUAUUCUGCCCGAUAACAUACUAAGUUUGCAGAACAACUCUGCCGAACUGCUCCAUUUACUCCAGAAAGCAGAUUAUCACGGCUGUUAUCUGGUGGUUGCCGCCUCAAAGUGUUCCCCCUAUGUCGGAUGCAAAGGAAUCGUCAUAAUGGAAACGAAGAACACGUUUAGGAUAGUGACACCCAAGAAUAUUGUCAAAACAAUUCCCAAGAAUAAUACAACCUUUGCAUUCGAAUUAAAAGGGAAGAUAUUCAAGAUAUACGGAAGUCAUUUUCGGCAUCUUCCCGGAGAGCGGUGCAGAGCAAAGUUCAAGAGCAAGUGACGAGAGAGUUGUCCCAUAAAGUCGAAUAAAUUACUUUUACCUUAAACAUAACCUUUAUAAUUCGUGUGCUAAUUAGUGAGAAAAUUGAUGAUUUUGCUGUUUGCUGUGGUGCCGCAAUGGCUCUGAAAUCUGUCUUCGCAAACUUUUGGAAACAAUGGGCUAAAUCUGUUUAUUCUAAAAUAUUGGAAUGAAAGUUUAGUUAAGAGUAGAUCAAUAGAUUAAGUAACAAGGCCCACAAACCCACAAUAAUAAUUGAUAUCUGCCUUACUGUGUUACAGUUCAGUACUAUGCAGUCUCAGAGUUUCACUGAUACCGAGGUGGGCCGACUCAAAAUGUGGUCAAACAUUUGUGAGUGCAGUUAUUUAUUUUCUGCAUGCAAAAGAAACAAACUUAACUAUCAUUUAUUGUAUGCAGCAGCAUUAUGACUGGGAGACGGGCGUUUGCGAAUGGUAGAUCUGUACAAUGAUCAGUAAACUGGCCAACUCACAAUUGCAGUCAUGGCCAUGUGGGAAGAAUGAUUCAGAAAGACAGGCAAAUAGAUGACAACAAACCCGACAUUUUAUGCUGUUUCAUACACAAUACUCCAUUCCUCCAGUGUUUUGGUACACGUUGGGCACCAAAAAAACUGGAGGAAUAACAUGAAACAAGCAGAUAAACCUCUCCUCCUCAAAACAUCUCAUACUACAGACAGGAAGGCUCUAGGUUUCUCACUCUUAUUAUUAUAGGUGACAAAACAAUGCCACACCUUUGAAAAUCAGAAUCAAAAUGGGCAAGCACAGUUUGGAAACUUCCCUCAUCCCCACAACAAAAGUUGAAUAUACCAUGAUUUUUUUGGCAAAUAAUAAUAGUUUUAGGACCACAUGCUUAGGAUGUCCUGCUUGUGAACGUUCUUCCCAAGGCACCAUUGUGAAUGCAGCAAGUUAUUUGUAAGACUCUGGACAGACUGAAAGCCUAUUCGCUGCUGAAAACCUGGCAUGCUGCAAACAAGUGAUCACCAGCUGUUGUCAUAUCAAGGAUAUCCACUGGGAGGUUUUGGAACACCCUUCCCUUGUCCAGGAUCUGGUCCUUGGUUACCAUCUGUUUGACCAUUGAAAAGGCAUCUUGGCAGAUUAAGGUUUGCAACUACAUUAUACUUGCAAUACACUGUCUUGAACUGGCCGGAGGGGUUCGACAUAACUUUAUUCUCUGCUGGAAUGGAUGCGCGUGCCCAAAAAUCUACUCAUUAUUUUAAUCCAUUGCCACCUUUCUGGGAAUCGACAUAAAAACAGCUAAUGUGGUUGGCACAUGCUCCUUAAUCAGAGUGUCUAACAUACUCUAUGACAAAUAUUUCGUCCUUUGUCGGCACAGCCCUUAAAAUUUAGAAUAUCACAGGAAUAGUCCCAUUUAUAGAUCUCUUGCCCCUUUGGCAUGCAUACUCUGCAGUUGCACAGAUUGCUUCCUCUACAAUACGUCUGAGGCAGAUUGUAUUUCUAAGGUAUUCCAAAUUAUAAGGAACAUGUUGAUCCUUUCAGGUUACUGGGCAUUUAUGACAUACUGAUAAGAGAGUAGAC
Molecule: messenger RNA, 2281 nt
Organism: Centruroides sculpturatus (bark scorpion)
Lineage: Eukaryota; Metazoa; Arthropoda; Arachnida; Scorpiones; Buthidae
Gene: Pop4
Product: ribonuclease P protein subunit p29-like
Exons: 8
Coding region: 81-731 (216 amino acids)
Biological process (GO): tRNA 5'-leader removal; rRNA processing
Cellular component (GO): ribonuclease P complex; ribonuclease MRP complex
Molecular function (GO): ribonuclease P RNA binding
Source: RefSeq, a predicted model, not a curated record